Molecule: messenger RNA, 7117 nt
Organism: Lepisosteus oculatus (spotted gar)
Lineage: Eukaryota; Metazoa; Chordata; Actinopteri; Semionotiformes; Lepisosteidae
Gene: klhl21
Product: kelch-like family member 21
Biological process (GO): protein ubiquitination
Molecular function (GO): protein binding
Source: RefSeq, a predicted model, not a curated record
CCGUGUGUGGCAUGUGCACAUUUUCUUGGUAAACCUUUGUAAUUGUUUUUCAGUAGUUAAGACUCCGUUUUCCUUCAUCUUCGGCAGUUUUCCUUGACGUAGUUCUGUUGGUCACAUUCCGCCCAGAAAUGAAUUUGCCUGAUGCGCAGUAUAAAACGAAGAAGAGGUUGUUUUAUUUUUCUUAGCUGGAGUAUAGUUCUGUGAAGGGGAUUCUUGGCUCACUGCACUUUUGAGAUUUUUAAUUUUGUGACUGCUGUAGGAUCCUUGAUGCUUCCCGUUCAAAUCGCUUCAAUUCAAUCACUGUAAUCAGCCUCCCAUUCUCUCGCUGCAGCAGCCUUCCGUAGAGUUUUGUUAGCUUGUUAUGUUUAGAUGCUUUUUGUCGGCGCGUGGGUUUUAAAGGGCUUUGAAUGGAGGCUUACAUCCAUAGCCUCCUGUCUUGAAAUGAAUUCUUUCUUUACCAAGCCUUCAGACUAUGCAGACUUCCUAUAUAGACCUAAUUCUUCUGUAGUGUGCUCCAUUGUCUAUCAGGUGCUCUUUAAUGCCAAUAAAAAUAGAUUAGAGGUUUGUCAAUGUGCACGUUUUCUGGUAACGUUGAAUACAAAAUCAUUUCCCUUUAUCAUUACAUAUCGCUCAGGUAGCAGAUGAGUUGCUGGAGUUGGGUGUUUUGUGAACGGACUGUCUUGAUUCUGAUACAGGUCUUCCUUUGUUUUGUUUUUUUUUGCUGGGAAAUCCUUGGAGGUUGUGGGGUCUAUCCAGGGGGUCCCCAAAACCAAGGGAAACUUAUCACCUCCUCUUCAGUCGCGAAUGAUGCGUCUUCAUAGUGUACCAGAUCCCACGAUACUUAAUCUGUGGAUUUGCUGGUAACGUGUUAGGAUUUGCUUUGCCAUGGGGGACGUCUUUGUAUUUGCUACAGCUUUCCGUUCGAUUUUUAUGUUGGAAUGGGGGGGAGUCCCUUUGGGAAAGGCCUCCCCCCAGCCUGGAAAGAUGGGAGCCUUGCACCUCACGCAGAGUCUGCCGCAGAUGCUGAGCCAGGAAGCUGGUACCCGAACCGCGGGACUGGGAGUGUGGGGGAGCCCGCGCUGCCAGCGUGUAUUGAGGGUUCAUUGACGAGCCUUAGGAGGCCAAGACGCUGUGCGUUUUGCUUCUGCACCAAGCAGUCCUUCGCUCUGUGCUACAGUAGCUCUGCACUGGAUUAGAGUCCUUUCGGCACUUGGUCCUUAUCCCCGGAAAGGUCAGGCUGCCGACCGAACCCGCGGAGAGCAGCGUUGCGCUGGGGAACGUGGAGAAGGGCAGAGGUCUCUGUGAUUGGGCCGGGGAUUCUGCCCAGAGCCGUGGAUAUUUAUAGGCUGAAAUGUGAGGCCGGGGCAGGUCACAGAGGCAGCUCCUCCAGAACCUUCCUCCCUGCUGACACUGUGGCUUUUGUUCCCCGUUCAACGCGCCGAGAUCCUUUCUGAUUGAACUGCUUUCCAAUUUUAGCAGUUAGCGUGCUGCGGAAUAAUGGAUGACGCGUCAUAAACCUGCAGUUUAGUAGUACAGAACCACGUGACUCGAUCAGUGUUGAUUCUAGACAUUUUUUAAAAAGAUUUUAAGUUCGGGCCUGAUUGUAUAACGUGGGUUGGAGUUUACCAGGAUAUAGAAUACUGUAGAUACUGGGUUGUAGUGUAGCACGAGUUAACAGGGCGGUUCAUCUGAAACGCUGAGAGAGUGUGCAAUUACCGUACUGUUAAUUUACGUGCUAGCAUGAUUAGGUCAUUUUAAUUAUGCUAGCUCGCUUAAUUUGCUUUUUAGUUUGGAUCAAGUGCAGCCUGGUGAGCUUCAGAGAGUUGUGUGCUAGAGUUGUUGGGGUUUUCUGGUCUGAGACAAUCAUGCCCUUUCUGGUAAGAGCACGGCGACUCCAAGUCUCCAGGGGUUAAGAUACACGAGCUGUUACUCAGGAGGACUGAUUCACCGAGACCGGGAGGGGGGCUGCAGGUGACGACAUCUUCCUGUCUGCUCAAGUCAGGCGAGUAAGAAGAGCCCAGCCCCACCUCCGCGAGGAAUGGUCACUGUCUCCGAGGGUAUUUAUAGACCUGCCGGACAGCUCAGCUGUCUUUCUUCAAAGAAGAGCCCUGGAACUGGUCACUCUUACUGUCUCGUCCUGCUUCUCCCUGCCGAGAGUUUAUUUUUCCUGUGGUCCUGUACAGAAGUCCACUCGAGGUCUCGCAGAAGCCUGCUUGUUGUGGGGACGCCUCUUAUUUCAGCGGAACGCUGUGCUUGGGGAGUGGACGGAGUCGUUUGUUUCAGACUUCGGGGCGAUCGGGAGGGGCGGAAACGCUGACUGGCCCGCGUUUGACCCCCCAGCUGCGCGCGGUGCUCUGAGAGCCCAGGAAGCAGAUCCGAAGCAGCACAGAUUCAGAGAGAGACCCCAACCCCCCACCCCCCAGGCCUCCCCAUGGAGAAGCCUACAGUCCAGACGCAGCCCUCCACGCUGCCCUUCUUCGACACCGCCCACGCCCUCAACCUGCUGCGGGGCAUCCACGAGCUGCGGGCCGAGCGCAAGUUCUUCGACGUCACGCUGCGCGCCGAGGGCCGGGAGUUCCCCUGCCACCGCGCGGUGCUGGCGGCGGCCAGCAACUACUUCAAGGCCAUGUUCGCCGGCACGCUGCGGGAGAGCGCCAUGGACUGCGUGGAGCUGCACGAGGUGUCGGCCGAGCUGCUGGGCCUGCUGCUGGACUUCUGCUACACGGGCCGCGUGACGGUCAGCCAGGACAACGUGGACCUGCUGCUCAAGACGGCCGACCUCUUCCAGUUCCCCUCGGUCAAGGAGGCCUGCUGCGCCUUCCUGGAGCAGCGGCUGGACGUCUCCAACUGCCUGGAGAUCCAGGACUUCGCCGAGGCCUACGCCUGCCGGGGGCUGGCCGAGAGCGCCCGCCGCUUCGCGCUCAGGAACGUGGCCGAGCUGGCCGGCGGCAAGGACUUCGCCCGGCUGCCCUGGAAGCGGCUGCUGGAGCUGGUGUCGGACGACGGGCUGUGCGUGGACAAGGAGGAGACGGCCUACCAGAUCGCCGCCCGCUGGGUCAAGGCCGACCCCCAGCGGCGCCUGCACCGCUGGCCCGAGCUGCUGCAGCAGGUGCGCCUGCCCUUCGUGCGCCGCUUCUACCUGCUGGCCCACGUGGAGAGCGACCCCCUGGUCUACCUGUCCCCGGCCUGCCUGCGGCUGGUCAGCGAGGCCCGGGCCUUCCAGUCCUGCGCGUACGACCGCCACGACCGGCCCUGCCACCGCAUGCGGCCGCGCCCCUCCACCGGCCUGGCCGAGAUCCUGGUGGUGGUGGGCGGCUGCGACCAGGACUGCGACGAGCUGGUCACCGUGGACUGCUACAACCCCCAGACCGGCCAGUGGCGCUACCUGGCCGAGUUCCCGGACCACCUGGGGGGCGGCUACAGCAUCUCGGCGCUCGGCAACGACAUGUACGUCACAGGAGGCUCGGACGGCUCGCGGCUCUACGACGGCGUGUGGCGCUACAACUCCAGCGUGAACGAGUGGACGGAGGUGUCGCCCAUGCUGAAGGCGCGGGAGUACCACAGCUCCUGCGUGCUGAAGGGCCAGCUGCACGUGGUGGCGUCCGACAGCACCGAGCGCUACGACCACGUGCUGGACUGCUGGGAGCCCCUCCAGCCCAUGCUGCACCCCAUGGACAACUGCUCCACCACCGCCUGCAGGGGGCGCCUCUACGCCAUCGGCUCGCUGGCCGGCCAGGACACCAUGGCCAUCCAGAGCUACGACCCCCAGAGUGACCGCUGGGCCCUGGUCAACUGCGGUCAGCUGCCCCCCUGGUCCUUCGCUCCCAAGACCGUCACCCUCAACGGCCUGAUCUACUUCGUCAGGGACGACUCGGCGGACGUUGAUGUCUAUAACCCCCAGAAGAACGAGUGGGACAAGAUCCCUCCGAUGACACAGGUCCAUGUGGGUGGCAGCGUGGCCGCGCUGGGCGGGCGCCUCUUCGUCUCGGGGGGCUACGACAACACCUUCGAGCUGUCGGACGUGGUGGAGGCCUACGACCCCGCGGCGCGCGGGUGGAGCCCCGCCGGCCGGCUGCCCCAGCCCACCUUCUGGCACGGCAGCGUCAGCAUAUUCCGCCAGUUCAUGCCCCAGGCGCCCAGCGCCUUCGAGCCCGCGCUGGACCCGGCGGAGACCAACGCCAUCCAGCUGCACCGGCACCACCUGCGCAGCCUGGCCCUCCAGGACCAGAACCACAACCAGAACCUAAACCACGCUCACUGAGCCCCGCCACCUCUCCCCGGCUUCCCUACCCCAAAAAAACACUCUCAUCGUGCCAGCCCUCAUUCCCCAUCCGUGCGGAGAUUCCCCAAAAAAGCGCUUGUCGGUGUUCUGAUUGGGCUGAACAUGACUGAUUGCCUGCAGGACAGAGGAGAGUUACGCCAGUCUAAGUGCAGCUGUGAGCUCUUGAUGCCACACGGCUUAUAGCUUACCGCAUAGGCGCCUGGGGCUUCUGCUGUCCCGCUGAUGACCAUAUCCUGGGUGUGGCAGACCUGUGGCCCCCGAGUCAGACUGAGUGACGAUGGUCCAAAAACCUCCUCCAGCCCUGGAUCGGGUUGGGCCAUCGUGUUGUUAGAGUUUCACUUGUCACGCGAGAGAAACCUCCCGCCUUCCUAAUCCAAACAGGCUUUCUCCUUCUUCUGAACUCAGAGCCUCGGUCAGUGUAGCGCGUGGCCUACCACGUUUCUUUUUUUGCACCCAGUCUUGAAAAUCACAAGCUAACUACACAGCAGGUUUCUGUUUCCGACCAGGGAGCGUUCCGAACCAAACAACCCAAAAUGACUGACCCAAAAAAAAAUCAAGCACUUGGCCCAGUCGUCGUCGGAACACCAGAUCUCGUUUUAUGAGCCUCGACUCCCACCGAGAACGGAACUCUUUGCCGGUUUUAUGACAAAACCCUGGAAACAAGACGGGGAGCGAGUCUCCGCGGCUCGUUUUCCCCCUCGACGAGCGUGCACAGCUGGGCUUUGCAAAUCCGGAAUACUCAAAAGUGAUCCGUGUCGUUUUGCACGUCUCCCCAGAAUACCGCGGACGGUCCCGCCAUUGAGCACGCCCUGAUGUUGCGUACCCAACCGCUGGAGUAGCAGGACAUCAGCGGCGGCCGAUCCGGACAUGUAAUGAAGCAGAAAUACUGGGAACUUGCGGGUAUUGGCUACCGUUGGGUGGAGACCAUGGAUGGUCUAUGCUUCCGUUUCAUUCUGCUGGCCCGUGUCCUCGUCCUCGGUAUCCCACUUGCCAACACACUCAGCUUGGCUACAGUUUGGACAGAAACGGAAACCUGCCAGCCUGCAUGUGGCACCUAUAGAGUCAGAGCGCUAACCACAAGGAAGAUUACUUUCCCUUUUUUAUAACUUAUUUUUAUAUCUAUGUAAUAUGUAUUAUAAUGAAGUUUAUUUAUGUAUUUAACUGUCUUGGGUAGUUGUCAGUCACUCUUUCGCUUAGCUAAAAAUGCAUCCUGCAAAGAGGAGCUGGGAUGCCUCACCACAGCUCUCAAAUGGGAUUGUUGUUGUUCUGUGAGGAUGGAUGAAGUGUGCCUGAAACUCCUUCCACUCCCGAAGAAAGAACUGGCGCUGUGUGGGUAACUGGAAGCAGUUAGUUCUUGUAUUCAGUGCUGUGUGUUUUGCAUUGAAGUUAAAAGUCCCACACAGUUGCAGCACGGUUUCAUCUGUUUGGUGUUAACUGUUUUAUUUGUAAUACUUUGCCUGCAUUGCGUCAUUCUUUAGACAAUAGAAUGGCAGAAUGUAUUUUUAGAAGAAAAUACGUGCCUUGUAAAUGAGCUGUACCUGUGACUAUGAAGCACCGUCUUCACAUAGUGCUACUUGUGCAGUAUAACAUGGUGCGUGACUAGCGAUCAGCAUUGACAAUGGUUACAUCUUUUCAUGUGGGCGGCACAGUGGUCAGCACUGCUGCAUCUCGGCGCUGGGGCCCUGGGUUCAAUUACAAACCUUGGCUGCUGUCUGUGUGGAGUUUGCAUGUUCUGCCCGUGUUCACAUGGGGUUUCCUCCUGAUGCUCUGAUUUCCUCCCAACAGCCCAAAGGCGUGCUGGUAGGUUAACUGGCUUCUGGGAAAAUUGACCCUGGGGUGUGGGUGUGUUUCCAUCUGCCCUGCGGUGGACUGGCGUCCCUGUGCCCGCUGGUAGCCGGGAUAGGCUCCGACCCCACCCGGAUGAUGGGUGGAUCUUCAUGUGACACCCCUCUAAAUUUACCUUUGGAUAAUCCUAUGUCCUAAUCAGAAAGGGUCCGAUUCUGUUUAUUACAAAACAAGGCCCAGGCUGCCUUUCCCUGGACAUCCCAGCCGCUGGCUGUUUUCCCUGCCUCAGCAGCUGAUAUGCUGGUGUAAGUUUACAGGUUUUUCACCAGUUGUUGAAUGAGCCCAUAUUCCUUCCAAAAGAACAAAGAUCCUUUAUAUAUCGUGUCCAUUAACACAGUGUGCAAUAAUCAUGGCUAUAAAUAAGGAUGGUUAAGAAUGGUUUUAAAAAAGACUGUAAUUACAUAAAGGGCAGUGAAUAUCUUUUGCUACAGGGAUUUAUUGACGACACAAUGACUUGAAUUUUAACUUUGCCUUUUAACAGCACUGACAAACCAGAGCCCUCCAUCUAGUGCUCCUCUGUGCGAGUUUGGAUUCAUCUCAGGUUUCUGAAUUUAUAACGUAAAGCGACGUGUUUUGAGAGGCUGGCAGAAAACCGCGAUGUUUCAGCCAUUUCUCUCUGAGCAAGGGGUUGCUGGGAUCUCUCAUCCCUGUUACCAGUGGAUGAAAGCACCUUGCAGCACCCUGGAGGGGGCGCUAGUGUGUCACGGGACACAUACUGUACAUGGACAAAUCAGAGGCACCAAUUGAUCUAGCCAGCGUGUCCUUGGCAGGCAGGAGGAAAACCUGAACACCUGGAAAAGACCAAUGCAGAUGUGAUAAGAACAUACAAGCUCCACCCAGAAAGCGCCCCGGUCAAAAUGUGGGACCUUAAGGUUGUGAAGUACUAGCGCACCAUGCUAUCCCCAAACAAACUGGUUUAUUAAUUCAAUUAAGUAAACGGUUUAUGUACAUUUUUAAUUUAAAGGGGAACUGCAGUGCUUUUUUCAUAUU